Molecule: messenger RNA, 3384 nt
Organism: Elgaria multicarinata webbii
Lineage: Eukaryota; Metazoa; Chordata; Lepidosauria; Squamata; Anguidae
Product: guanylate cyclase 2G-like
Exons: 23
Coding region: 1-3384 (1127 amino acids)
Biological process (GO): intracellular signal transduction; protein phosphorylation; cGMP biosynthetic process
Cellular component (GO): plasma membrane
Molecular function (GO): protein kinase activity; ATP binding; peptide receptor activity
Source: RefSeq, a predicted model, not a curated record
AUGAGCAAAUACACACAGAAUUUCGUUCCCAUUUACUAUUGUUCAGUGAUCUCAUUUGCUAUUGCAAUCUAUUGCAUUAAUUCAGUUAGUGGUCUUGAAAGGUCCAAGCUCAUAGUAGCCUUUCAGGCUCCUUGGAAUAUCUCCCAUCCCCUGAGUGCCCAAAGGUUAAGCACGGUUUUCCAGAUAGCCAUCGAUAAAGUCAAUUCAGAUCCUUCUUACCUACGCAACUAUAGCUUGGAGUUUGUAUAUGCUGACUGUGGCUGUGAGGCUAAGAAGUCCCUUCAUGCUUUCAUCAACCAGUUUCAAAAGGACCAGAUUUUGGCCUUGUUUGGACCAGUUUGCUCAGAAGCAGCAGAGGUUACUGGUUUGCUAGCUUCUUGGUGGAACAUCCCCAUGUUUGGAUUUGUUGGCCGUAGUGCCAAGCUGGAUGAUUCCUUUCUUUAUGACACUUAUAUCAAUCUUGUCUCCCCUCUACAAAUGAUAGGGGAAGUACUGCAUAAAACUCUUCAGCAUUUUGGAUGGAGAUAUAUUGGUCUCUUUGGAAGCUCAAGUGAUGUUUUCACUUGGGGUGAAAUGGAGGAAUUAUGGACAUCUAUAGAAAACCAACUCAAAACCAAUAUCACAAUCACUGCUAAAGUGAGAUACAAUACGAGAGAUCAAAACCUCCACCAAGAAAAGCUCAACUAUAUAGCAUCUGUUGCCAGAAUUAUUGUUUUGAUCUGCAGUUCUUUGGAUGCAAGAUCCAUUUUGUUAGAGGCCAAAGAACUAGGUAUGACAAAUGGGCCAUAUGUGUUCUUUGUCCUUCAGCAGUUUGAGGACAAUUUUUUGGAAGAGGAUUGGAAUAAUGAGAACAGCAGUGUCCUAGAUGCCUAUCAGCCUGUUUUUCUGAUAGCCCUCCAGUCUUACCGAGAUUACAAGAUCUAUUCUGAUUUUGUGAAGAAGGUUCAUGACAAGCUGAAGCAGCAGCAGCCCUCAUACAGCUUCCUUUCUUCGCAAGAAGAGAUAAGUUCUUAUGCUGCCUACCUGCAUGAUGCAGUUUUGCUUUAUGCAUUAUCUAUAAAAGAAAUGUCAGAAAAGCAACAAGAUUUCCAUGAUGGAAGGACACUAAUCAACACCUUGAAAGGUUACAACAAAACCCCAGUCUAUGGCAUUACUGGCCCAGUGCACAUUAAUGAAUUAGGUGAAAGGAACAUGGAUUACUCGGUGUAUGAUCUCCAGGAAUCUGGCAACUCAACACGCUUCAUUCCUGUCCUUAACUUUGACAGUUACAGAAAAACAAUCAGUCCAACCACAGAAAUUGAUUACAUCCAAUGGUCAGAUGGAGAAACUCCUAAAGACAAACCAUUAUGUGGGUUUCACAAUGAACAUUGCAAAACUCCAGUUACCAUGUUAGUUGGCAUUUCUGGCUCCCAUCAAAUGAAGGAGGAUCUUUCUAUCCGGUGCAUUAUCCCAUGCAAUGAAGACACAUCAAAAGUUUUAAUGUGCGUUAGGCCAUUAAAUGAUAUCACCUUAGUAUCAGGAGUUACUGUUGUGGUAACGUUUAUGAAGAUCCAUAAGGGGAGCCUUCAAGAACAAAGCAAUGAUAUCCGGUGGAGAAUUAACUAUGAGGAUAUCAUCAUCUUGAAAGAUAAUAAGGAAAACUGUGAUCUAUCUCAGGCAAGCACACCAGAGUCCAAAGAAACAGAAAAUGUUGGUUCCCAUUUGUUUAUAUCUAGUAAUAACUAUUCUGGAUUGAAGGACAAGCAAGAAGUAUUUUACACCACAGUAGGACUUUAUCAGGGAACUCCUGUUGCUCUCAAAUUUAUUGAUAAUCAAACAGAUGCCUGGAUUCAGAAACCAUCCAUUCUUCAGGAAGUUCAGAUGAUGAGAGAACUGAGACAUGAGAAUCUGGUGGUCUUCUAUGGGAUAUGUCCUGAAGCACCAAACAUCUGUAUUGUAAUGCACUACUGUAAGAAAGGAAGCCUUAAGGAUGUUUUGAUGCAUUCUGAUAUUGAACUGGACUGGAUAUUCAAAAUCUCUUUCGCCUAUGACAUAGUCAAUGGUAUGUUGUUCAUCCACAACAGCCCUCUGAAGUCUCAUGGAAACUUAAAGCUUACAAACUGCCUGGUAGACAGUCGCAUGCAGGUGAAGCUGUGUGGAUUUGGGUUGUGGGAAUUUAAAUAUGGAAGGAAAUCCAGGGUAAUAACAGAAGAGGAGACUAGUUAUGCAGAUCUCUACUGGACAGCUCCUGAAUUGCUAAGAAUGGGGGAAUAUCCAUUCUGUGGCACCCAGAAGGGUGAUGUUUACAGCUUUGCUAUUAUUAUGAGGGAACUGAUACAUAAUCAGGAAGAUGGUCCAUUCCAAGACCUAAACAAGAAUGCAGAAGAGAUAAUAAAAAGAAUCCAGGAUGCCAAUUCUCCUGUACCCCUACGCCCUUCUCUUUCAACAGAGAAAUGUAAUGAAAGGAUCAUUGCACUUUUGAAGGCAUGUUGGGAUGAACAUCUAGAGAGGAGGCCUACAUUCUCCCACAUCAAGAGAGCACUGAUAGAAGCCAGUCCUGAAAGCCAUUUCAGUAUAUUGGACAACAUGGUGAAUAAACUGGAAAAAUAUGCAAAUCAUCUGGAGGAAGUAGUUGAAGCAAGGACAACCCAGUUGUUGGCAGAGAAGAAGAAGACAGAAAAGCUUUUAUCAACCAUGCUACCAAGCUUCAUCGGAGAACAGCUUGUUGCUGGGAGAGCAGUGGAACCUGAGAGCUUUGAGUCAGUCUCCAUUUUCUUCUCAGACAUCGUUGGCUUCACUAAAUUAUGCUCUCUCAGCUUUCCGCUGCAAGUUGUCAAUCUCCUCAAUGACCUAUAUAGUCUGUUUGAUAAUAUAAUUAAAAUAUAUGAUGUCUAUAAGGUUGAAACCAUUGGAGAUGCCUAUAUGGUUGCUAGUGGCCUCCCCAUUCGCAAUGGGACAAAACAUGUUGAGGAAAUUGCUACUAUGUCUUUGCACUUCCUCAGUGAAAUUAUCUCCUUCAAGAUUAGGCACAUGCCAAAUGAGAAACUGAAGCUGCGUAUUGGUAUUCAUACAGGCCCUGUUGUUGCAGGAGUGGUGGGAAUCACAAGGCCCCGCUAUUGUCUGUUUGGAGACACGGUGAAUACAGCUUCAAGGAUGGAAAGUACCAGCUUACCUCUCCAAAUCCAUGUUUCUAUGAUCACAGCAAAUGCUCUCCAGACCAUUGGAGGUUAUGAUUUGGAAGAAAGAGGGACCAUAAGGAUAAAGGGCAAAGGACAGCAAAAAACAUUUUGGCUGAAAGGAAAAGCUGGGUUUAACAUGUCUCUACCAGAAUUCUACAGUGAUGUGGCAAGCCACCCAAAGAGAAACAUGGAGGAGUUGUGUCUAGAUGCUCUUAAAGACCAUUGA